CUGGGCAAACUGCAGAACAAAGUCCUCCCGCCAAACGUUAUCGGCUUAUCCUGACAUCCAACGGUCAGAGAGAGAGAGAGAGAUUCAGCGAUGUCCAUCUCCUCUGUUGCUUAUUCUCUCUCUAAACCUGCCCAAUUCACAUUCGAAUAUCCCCAAAAGUACUGCCCUACAAGUACAAACUCCAAAAAAUGGCGUAUCAAAGCUUCAUCCGCUGCCCCCGGAGUUGAUUUGUCAUCUCUGGACUCCGCCAUUGCCAAGAAAGAUAGCAAUGCAGUUAAAGAGGCACUCGAUCAGCUGAGUGAAGUUGGUUGGGCCAAAAAGUGGAGUUCCCAACCGUAUGUUUCACGUUGUACGGUCAGUCUCCAUUAAAAGUGUGAAGUUCUGGGAAAAAGCUAGCCAAACAUUAGCCACAUCUACAAACCUAUGCAUACAUACAUCUCUUCGGGAGCUGACAACGCUUGGAAUAAAAAAUGCAGAGAACCUUGCAAUUCCAAGUGUUAGAAAUGAUGCGGUGUUUCUCUUUACAGUGGUAGGAACAACGGGGUUUUUGGGUGUUCUUGCUGGCCAGCUUCCUGGGGAUUGGGGCUUCUUUGUGCCAUACUUGAUUGGGAGCAUCUCUUUGGUAGUUUUGGCUGUUGGAAGCAUUUCCCCUGGGCUUCUUCAGGCUGCCAUUGGUGGAUUUUCAUCAUUCUUUCCCGAUUAUCAAGAGAGGAUUGCUAGUCAUGAAGCAGCUCAUUUUCUAGUUGCCUAUUUACUUGGUCUUCCUAUACUGGGCUAUUCACUGGAUAUUGGGAAAGAACAUGUCAAUCUAAUUGAUGAAAAGCUAGAAAAGCUGAUAUACAGUGGACAACUUGAUGCAAAAGAACUAGACAGGCUGGCAGUUGUAGCAAUGGCUGGAUUGGCAGCAGAAGGUCUAAAAUACGAUAAAGUGGUUGGGCAAUCUGCUGAUCUUUUUACUCUUCAGAGACUUAUAAACAGGAGCAAGCCCCAAAUUAGCAAAGAACAGCAACAGAACCUUACAAGAUGGGCCGUGCUGUUUGCCGGAUCGCUCUUAAAAAAUAACAAGGUACUUCAUGAAGCUCUAAUAUCAGCAAUGUCAAAGAAGGCAACUGUAAUGGAAUGCAUAGAAGCAAUUGAGAAGACUGAAUGACUUCAUAGAGCACAGUAUCCUAGAUUGAGAAAAUUAAAAGGUUUUUAUUUUCUUUUUUUUCCAAUGUUUUUAUAUUCAGCUUCUUAAUUUUUUCCCAGUGCUGGAAAAUUGGAUGUAGUGGACUCUCUGUCCUGUUUAAAAAAAACAUAAAGUUUCAUUGCAUUUGACAUCAACACGUACAUAUAAAUCAUAAUUUUGUGGACAGAAAGGAAAGAUUACAACUCUUUGCGAUAGUUAACAGACAAGAGCAGGCCAGAG
This is a messenger RNA of Ilex paraguariensis (yerba mate), 1408 nucleotides long. The record is from the annotation of a GenBank genome assembly. Lineage: Eukaryota; Viridiplantae; Streptophyta; Magnoliopsida; Aquifoliales; Aquifoliaceae.